Molecule: messenger RNA, 9644 nt
Organism: Cyclopterus lumpus (lumpfish)
Lineage: Eukaryota; Metazoa; Chordata; Actinopteri; Perciformes; Cyclopteridae
Product: tetratricopeptide repeat protein 21B-like
Exons: 52
Coding region: 19-9432 (3137 amino acids)
Biological process (GO): sodium ion transmembrane transport; protein localization to cilium; membrane depolarization during action potential
Cellular component (GO): voltage-gated sodium channel complex; plasma membrane; axon
Molecular function (GO): protein binding; voltage-gated sodium channel activity
Source: RefSeq, a predicted model, not a curated record
AAGGAGCAGGAUGAAAAGAUGGCACAGCUACUUGUACCACCAGGUCCAGACAGCUUCCACCCCUUUAGUCGCGAGUCCCUCAAAGCCAUCGAGAGACGUAUCACAGAGGAGAACGCCAAGAAGCCCAAGGCAGAGAAGAGAAAACACGAUGAUGAGAAUGAGCUCAAGCCCAGUCGUGACCUGGAGGCGAGCAAAUCCCUCCCUCUUCUGUAUGGGGACACUCCUAAAGGCCUGGUGUCGACACCGCUGGAGGACCUGGAUCCCUACUACUGCAAUCAGAAAACUUUUAUAGUAUUAAACACAGGAAAUGUCAUCUUCCGCUUCAAUGCCAAUCCUGCCUUGUACCUCCUGAGCCCCUUCAACCUCCUUAGAAGAAUAUCAAUAAGGAUUUUGGUACACUCAUUGUUCAGUAUGGUGAUCAUGUGCACUAUCCUCGCCAACUGUGCAUUUAUGACACUGAGUGGACCGCCUGAUUGGGCAAAGAAUGUCGAGUACACAUUCACCGCAAUUUAUACGCUUGAAUCCCUCAUUAAAAUUUUAGCUCGAGGGUUCUGCAUAGGAAAGUUCACCUUUCUAAGAGAUCCCUGGAACUGGCUGGAUUUCAGUGUAAUUGUCAUGGCGUAUGUAACAGAGUUUGUAAACCUAGGCAAUUUUUCAGCACUUCGCACAUUCAGAGUGCUAAGAGCUUUUAAAGCUAUUUCAGUUAUCCCAGGCCUGAAGACCAUCGUUGGUGCAUUGUUCCAGUCAGUGAAGAAACUUGCAGAUGUGAUGAUUCUCACCGUCUUCUGCCUGAGCGUCUUUGCCCUCAUAGGGUUGCAACUGUUUAUGGGACAUUUAAAGCAAAAGUGUGUACGGACAAUUGUUAAUUCCACCUCAUCAUACAAUGGGACUGACAUAAAUGGAACAGAACAAAGCGAUUUUGACUGGAAAGCGUACACGCUCAAUAGCAGUAAUCAUUAUUUCCUUCCAGACAAACGAGAUCCACUGCUUUGUGGAAAUGGCAGCGAAGCUGGGCGCUGUCCAGAGGGGUUUACUUGCAUCAGAGCGGGAAAGAACCCAGACUAUAAUUACACCAGUUUUGACUCCUUUGGUUGGGCCUUCCUCUCUCUGUUUAGACUGAUGACACAGGAUUACUGGGAAAACCUUUACCAGCAGACGUUGCGGGCAGCUGGGAAGCCCUACAUGAUCUUUUUUGUGCUGGUGAUAUUCCUUGGUUCCUUUUACCUGAUCAACCUGAUCUUGGCCGUAGUAGCCAUGGCCUACGAGGAGCAGAGCCAGGCCACCAUGAAGGAGGCGGUGGAGAAGGAGGAAGAGUUUCAGGCCAUGCUUGAGCAGCUGAAACGGCAGCAGGAGGACGCUCAGGCAGCAGCAACUGUAGCUGCUGCAGAGAGCGGGGAGGCCAGCGAUAAAGUCACUGGCCCUGAGAGCUCCUCUGACACCUCCAAGCUUAGCUCCAAAAGUGCCAAAGACAGACGCAACAGACGAAGAAAGAAGAAGGAGGAGGAGGGCAAAGGGGCUGAUGAGAAGGAUCCUAAAUCUGAGUCACAGGACAGUAUGAGGAAAGGUCGCUGCCGCUUCUCUGUGGAUGCAAACCAGCUCAACUAUGACAUGAAAUGCUCAUCCGUACAUCAGUCCUUUCUGAGUUUUCGUGGACCCCUCUUCUCAUCCAGACGGAACAGCAGGACCAGCCUUUUCAGUUUCCGAAGCCAAGCGCAGGAUAUGGUCUCAGAAAAUGAGUUUGCAGAUGAUGAGAACAGCAUUUUUGAGGACAACCUGAGUCGGAGGGACUCUUUUUUUCUUCCCAGGGGUUGUGAUCGACGCAGCAGCAGUAUGAGCCAACGCAGUUUCUUGUCGCAUCUCCUACUUUCACCCAAUGGGAUCAAGCACAGCUCUGUAGACUGCAAUGGCGUUGUUUCUCUGGUGGGUGGGAAUUCCCUCCCAUCGUCACCCGUGGGGCUACUUCUGCCUAAAGUGACGGUAGAUAUGGCCUCCACUGGAGACAAUGCUGACACUACUGACACAGAGUACAGACAGGCCAGUGGUGGAACACACCAGGAGUUUAUGGACCACCUCGAGGGCCCAGAGGCCAGACAGAGAGCUCACAGUACAGCUAGUGUCAUAACCAGCACUAUGGAGGAGCUUGAAGAAUCGAGGCAGAGGUGUCCUCCUUGCUUGCACACUUUUGCCCACACUUUCCUCAUCUGGGAAUGUUGUCCAGCAUGGCUGAUGAUCAAGAGGGUGGUGAAACUAAUUGUGACGGAUCCAUUUGUGGACCUAGCCAUCACCAUCUGCAUUGUACUCAACACAAUGUUUAUGGCCAUGGAGCAUUAUCCAAUGUCCAACGGCUUCAUCAACAUGCUGUAUGUUGGAAAUGUGAUAUUCACUGGCAUCUUCACGGCUGAAAUGGUCCUCAAGAUCAUUGCUAUGAACCCAUACUAUUACUUCCAGGAGAGAUGGAAUAUUUUUGAUGGAAUCAUUGUCACUUCAAGCUUGAUGGAGCUUUUUUUGGAAAACGUGGUUGGCAUGUCUGUUCUAAGGUCAUUCAGAUUGCUAAGAGUAUUCAAGUUGGCUAAAUCGUGGCCCACACUUAACACAUUGAUCAAAAUAAUUGGUAAUUCAGUGGGGGCUUUGGGCAACCUGACGCUGGUGUUGGCCAUUAUCGUCUUCAUCUUUGCUGUGGUCGGCAUGCAGCUGUUUGGAAAAUACUACAAGGACUGUGUGUGUAAAAUCUCUACCGAAUGCACACUUCCCCGUUGGCACAUGAAUGACUUCUUUCAUUCAUUCCUCAUUGUGUUCCGAGUGCUUUGUGGAGAGUGGAUAGAGACCAUGUGGGACUGUAUGGAGGUGGCUGGGACCCACAUGUGCAUCACUGUCUACAUGAUGGUCAUGGUUAUUGGAAACCUUGUGGUGCUGAACCUGUUCCUGGCCCUGCUGCUGAGUUCAUUCAGUGCUGACAAUCUCGCAGCGACGGAGGACGACAGCGAUAUGAACAAUUUGCAGGUUGCCAUUGAACGGAUUCACAAAGGCAUUGCCUUUGUCAAAAAUCUGCUUCGAAGCAGCUGCAACAGUGUCUGUCUCAGGAGGAAGAAGAAAGGGAAGGGUGAGGAAAAAUCUCUGGAUGAGCUCCACAAACCUCUAGGGCCGAAUGGUAUCCCCAACAGUACUAUCAAAGACUUUCCGAGGAACGGAAAUGGGGAUGUGACCGGAGUGGACAAAAAUGGAGACAAGUACAUAGUCAGCAGCAAGAGUGAUGAUUCCAUAAUGUCUUUCAUCAACAAUCCCAGUCUGACGGUCACAGUUCCUAUUGCUGUGGGAGAGUCUGACUUUGAAAACCUCAACACUGAGGACUUCAGCAGUGCUUCGUCUGAUGCAGCAGGAUGCCAUGUGAUUGUAGAUGACGAUGGCCAGCUCAGCUCCUCUGAGGGCAGCACAAUAGACUGUGGGCCAGGCGGGGAGGGAGGAGAGUCUGUAGACUUUGAAUUGGAAGAAUCUAUGGAACCUGAUGCCUGCUUUCCUGAUGUCUGGGUGCAAAAGUUCCAGUGCUGCCAGGUAAAUGCGGAAGUGGGCUGGUGGAAGGUGUGGUGGAUGGUUAGAAAGACCUGUUACCGGAUCGUGGAGCACAACUGGUUUGAGAGCUUCAUCAUCUUCAUGAUCCUGCUUAGCAGUGGAGCGCUGGCUUUUGAGGAUGUCUACAUUGAGAAGAGGAAGACCAUUAAAACAGUGUUGGAAUUUGCAGACAAAAUCUUCACCUACAUCUUCAUUCUGGAGAUGUUACUGAAGUGGGUGGCAUAUGGAUAUGCCAAGUAUUUUACAAAUGCCUGGUGCUGGCUGGACUUUCUCAUUGUUGAUGUCUCACUGGUCAGUAUGGUAGCCAAUGCCAUGGGAUAUUCUGAACUCGGUGCCAUCAAGUCUCUGAGAACCCUGCGAGCUCUGAGGCCGCUGAGAGCCCUGUCACGGUUUGAAGGCAUGAGGGUGGUUGUCAAUGCCUUGCUUGGAGCCAUUCCUUCCAUCUUCAAUGUGCUGCUGGUAUGUCUCAUCUUCUGGCUUAUCUUCAGCAUCAUGGGAGUCAACCUAUUUGCAGGAAGGUACGGCCAUUGUGUCGACCAAUUGUCGAUGCCAAAAAAAGAUUUUCUGGCAUCGGAGGUGAAAAACAAGACAGAGUGUGAGAAUUUGGGCAAAGAAGCUGCUCGCUGGAAGAACGUCAAAAUCAACUUUGACAAUGUUGGCAUGGGUUACCUUGCACUGUUGCAAGUGGCUACAUUCAAGGGCUGGAUGGACAUCAUGUAUGCUGCUGUGGACUCUCAAAGCAAGCAAAACGAACAACCAGAAUAUGAGAUCAACCUGAAGAUGUACAUGUAUUUUGUUGUUUUCAUCAUAUUUGGAGCCUUCUUCACACUCAAUCUCUUUAUUGGUGUGAUCAUAGACAAUUUCAAUCAGCAAAAGAAAAAGAUAAACAUCUUUAUGACUGAAGAACAGAAGAAAUACUACAAUGCCAUGAAAAAGCUGGGAUCAAAGAAACCACAAAAGCCUAUUCCUCGGCCAUCAAACAAAAUUCAAGGAUACAUCUUUGACUUAACCACAAAACAAGCAUUCGAUAUAAUAAUAAUGGUUCUAAUAUGGCUUAAUAUGGUAACCAUGAUGGUGGAAACUGACGAUCAAUCUGAUGAAAAGGCCAAAAUUCUGCACGACAUUAAUAUUUUUUUCAUUAUGGUCUUCACUGGAGAGUGUUUGUUGAAGAUGAUUGCUCUUCGCUAUUACUUUUUCACAAACGGUUGGAAUGUAUUUGAUUUCAUCGUCGUCGUCCUGUCAAUCAUUGGCAUGUUUCUCUCUUCUCUGAUCGAGAAGUAUUUUGUUUCACCAACCUUGUUCAGAGUCAUUCGCUUGGCCCGGAUUGGCCGUGUCCUGCGGCUUAUUAAAAGUGCCAAAGGAAUCCGUACACUCCUGUUUGCCUUGAUGAUGUCACUUCCUGCCUUAUUCAACAUCGGUCUCCUACUCUUCUUGGUGAUGUUUAUCUAUGCCAUCUUUGGCAUGUCAAACUUUGCUUACGUCAAGAGGGAAGCAGGCAUCGAUGACCUUUUCAAUUUUGAGACAUUUGGCAACAGCAUGAUCUGUUUGUUCCAGAUCACCACUUCAGCAGGGUGGGAUGGCCUACUUGCUCCCAUUCUCAACAAACAUGAAGACGAUUGUAACAGUACCACAGAGCAUCCUGGCAGCCGUGUUAAGGGUGACUGUGGGAAUCCUCCUGUGGCGAUCACCUUCUUUGUGAGCUACAUCAUCAUCUGUUUCCUGAUUGUGGUGAAUAUGUACAUUGCAGUUAUCCUAGAAAACUUCAGUGUCGCCACUGAGGAGAGUGCGGACCCACUAAGUGAGGAUGAUUUUGAAACGUUUUAUGAGGUCUGGGAAAGGUUUGAUCCUCGUGCAACCCAGUUCAUGGAGUACAAAAAGCUCUCCGAAUUUGCAGAUGCUUUGGACCCACCAUUACGCAUAGCCAUGCCUAACAAGAUGGAACUGAUCUCUAUGGAUUUACCCAUGGUGAGUGGUGAACGCAUUCACUGCCUGGACAUCCUGUUUGCAUUUACAAAACGUGUUCUGGGUGAGGGCGGGGAGAUGGAUAUUCUAAGGGCGGAGAUGGAGGAGCGCUUCAUGGCCUCCAAUCCUUCAAAAUUGUCCUAUGAACCCAUAACUACCACCCUCCGUCGCAAACAAGAGGACACAUCCGCCACUAUCAUCCAAAGGGCCUUCAGGGAAGAAGUCAUUCAAGAACUUGAUGCUAAGGUCAAAGAGGAUCGAAAAAGUGCAUCUCCCAAGAGCCUGUACUAUGCUGGGAUGUUUCUCUGGCUGUUAGGGCGUAAUGAUAAGGCAAGGGAGUACACGGAGAGAAUGAUCAAACUCUCCAGUGGCUCGAGAGAGGGGAUGAUCCUAAAAGCCUGGAUAGAUGUGACCUCUGGUAAAGACGCCUACGCCAGAAAGGCUGGAAAGUACUUCGACGAGGGACUGAAAGAGAGAGCAGAUGUGUUUGCCCUGAUGGGAAAGGCACAAUAUUAUGAAUAUCGUCAGAACUACUCUGGAGCAUUGGAGAUGGUUAACAAGGUCAUUGUUAGUUUCCCUGGGUUCCUGCCUGCCCUCACCAAGAAGAUGAAACUGUUGCUCUGCCUUCAAGACUGGGAGCAAACCAUAAAUGCAUCACACAGGCUUUUACAGAAGGAUACAAAUAAUCUGGAAGCACUACGGAUGCUAGCUUUACAUUCUUUAUGUAGAGAUGGAGAUAUUACUGAGUCGGUAAAGCAGCUUUCAAACCUCAUCAGCAGCUUGGAGAUUCUGGAACCACACAACCCAGAGCUUUUCUACAGGAUGUCUCUGGCCUUCACCCGUGUUUGUGGACGGAAUGAGAAACUGAUGGAGCAGACGUUUAGGAUGGUGGAGAGGGCCUUCUCUGUGGCAUCAGGGGACUCCGAUGUAGCCACAGAGUUGGGCUACCAGAUGGUGCUUCAGGGCAGAAUCAAGGAGGCCAUGAAGUGGUACAAGACAGCCAUGACUUUGGAUGAGACAAGUGUUUCUGCUUUGACUGGUAUAAUCCGUUGCCAGCUGAUAGAGGGCCACCUUGAGGAUGCAGAGCAACAGUUAGAAUUUCUCACAGAGAUUCAACAAUCGAUUGGAAAAUCAGGGGAGCUACUUUACUUACGUGCCGUUCUGGCAGUGAAAAAGCGCCGCUCCCAGGAAGAGGUGACCAAUCUGCUGAAUGAUGCAGUGGACACACACUUCUCCACUCUGCAGGGUCUGCCUCUGGGCGUGGAGUACUUUGAGAAGCUGAACCCUGACUUCCUGUUGGAGAUUGUCAAAGAGUAUCUUGCAAUGUGUCCUGCUAAGCCUCCAGCCCAGGGCCAGCCGCCUGCUCCUCAGCUUCAGCACUGUGCCACAUUGUUGGAUACUGUGGUCAAGAUUGUGCCAGGUCUCCUCCAAGGGGUCUUCCUGCUAGCCAAAGUCAGAUAUCAGUCUGGUGACAUUGAAGCUGCUCAGAGCAAUCUACAACAUUGUCUGGACCAGUGUCCUUCCCAUGCAGAUGCUCAUCUUCUCAUGGCCCAGAUUCAUCAGCUGCAGGGAAACUUCUCACUGUCUUCCCAGUCUCUUGAGCUCUGCCUCAGCCAUAACUUUGAGAUCCGAGAACAUCCCCUGUACCACCUGAUCAAUGCUCAGGCUAAGAAGAAAAUGGGUGAGCUGACAGAGGCUAUUCAGACACUGCAGAUGGCCAUGAGUCUUCCAGGUGUCCGCAGAGCUGGAUCCUCGUCCAAAUCCAAGAGCAAGAAGAUUGAGCUGAGUCCUUCUGACUGCCUCUCUGUCUUCUUAGAGUUAGCUGAGGCCCUGUGGCUCAACGGAGAACAGCAUGAAGCAGCAAAGGUGAUGCAGGAUGCCAUCAAUGAGUUCUCGGGUACUCCUGAGGAGCUACGUGUCACUAUUGCCAAUGCGGACCUGGCCCUGCUGCGUGGUGACACCGAGCUGGCACUGAGUAUGCUCAGAAACAUUACCCCUGAGCAGCCCUACUACAUCCAAGCCAAGGAGAAAAUGGCAGACAUAUAUCUGAACCACAGAAAAGAGAAACGCCUGUAUGCCAGCUGUUACAGAGAAAUGGUGGAGAAGCUGCCCAGCACUCACACAUACCUCUUACUAGGUGAUGCCUACAUUAACAUUCAAGAACCUGAGAAAGCCAUUGAUGUUUAUGAGGAAGCUCUGAAGAAAAACCCCAAAGAUGGUGCUUUAGCCAGCAAGAUUGGAAAAGCCCUGGUCAAGACUCAUAACUACGCGAAGGCAAUAAAUUACUAUGAAGCAGCCCUGAAGACGGAGCAACAGAAGUUCCUGCGCUACGACCUGGCUGAGCUGCUGAUGAAGAUGAAGCAAUAUCAGCGCUGUGAGAAAGUCCUGCAUGAAGCCCUGGCCCAUGAGCCAGCGAACGAGCUGCUCGCCCUCUCAGAUGAUUGCCGUUAUCUGGUCCUGUUGGCAAAGGUCCAAAAUAAGGUUGACAAAAACGAGGAAGCUUUACUUUCCCUGCAAAGAGCCCGGGAUGUGCAGGCCAAGGUGCUGAAGCGGGUGCAGUUGGAGCAGCCUGACGCCGUCCCCGUGCAGAAACAGCUUGCGGCCGAGAUCUGCGCUGAGAUCGCUAAACACUACACAAGUCAGAGGGGCUAUGAGAGAGCAGUCAAAUUCUACAAAGAAGCUCUUGUGUAUUGUGAGACUGAUCGCAAGGUGAUGCUGGAGUUGGCACGGCUGUACCUUACUCUAGAUGAGGUUGAUGCAUGCCAGGAGCAGUGUGGCGUCAUUUUGAAGAAUGACCAGUUUAACGAAGAUGCAAUUCUGAUGAUGGCUGACAUUAUGUUCAGGAAGCAGGACUACGAGCAGGCAGUUUUCCACUUUCAACAACUUCUGGAGCGCAAACCAGACAACUACCCGACACUGUCUCGUCUCAUUGACUUGUUGAGGAGGGCCGGCAAGUUGGAAGAAGUUCCCAGAUUUAUUGAUAUGGCAGAAAAACAUUCUUCCAGGACAAAAUUUGACCCUGGAUUCAACUAUUGCAAAGGACUUUAUCUUUGGUUCACAGGAGAACCGAAUGAUGCUCUGCGGCACUUCAACAAAGCACGGAAAGACAAUGACUGGGGUCAAAACGCUGUGUAUAACAUGAUUGAAAUCUACCUAAACCCUGACAAUGACACCCUGGGAGGAGAAGUAUUUGAGAAUUUAGAUGGUGAAAUAGGGAACUCCACGGAGAAGCAGGAGUCCGAGCAGGUUGCUGUGAGAACGGCGGAUAAGCUGCUGAAGGAGUUAAAGCCUCAGACACCAGGAGGAAACGUACAGCUCCGCAUCCUGGAGAACUACUGCUUUCUGGCCACCAAACAGAAGGCCAAUGUAGAGAAAGCCCUUGGUGUUUUUACAGAGAUUGCCAACAAUGAAAAAGAACACGUACCGGCACUGCUGGCCAUGGCGACAGCUUAUAUGAUGCUGAAACAGACUCCCCGAGCCAGGAACCAGCUCAAACGCAUAGCUAAGAUGAACUGGAGCAUUGUGGACGCCGAUGAGUUUGAGAAGAGCUGGCUGCUCUUGGCAGACAUCUACAUCCAUUUGGGAAAGUACGACAUGGCCGGGGAACUCUUGAAGAGAUGCCUCAAUCAUAACAAGUCAUGCUGUAAGGCUUAUGAAUAUCUGGGCUACAUAAUGGAAAAAGAGCAGGCGUUCCGUGAUGCAGCUCUCAACUAUGAACUGGCUUGGAAAUAUGGAAAUCGAACUAACCCAACAAUUGGAUACAAGCUGGCUUUCAACUACUUAAAAGCAAAGAGGCAUGUUGAUGCCAUAGAUGUGUGUCAUAAGGUUUUGGCUGCUCAUCCAAAUUAUCCCAGAAUGAGAAAGGACAUCUUGGACAAAGCGCGUGUUGCCCUGAGAUCUUAGUGUUGGAAGGAAGUGUGUGUGUGUGUGUGUGUGUGUGUGUGUGUGUGUGUGUGUGUGUGUGUGUGUGUGUGUGUGUGUGUGUGUGUGUGUGUGUGUGUGUGUGUGUGUGUGUGUGUGUGUGUGUGUGUGUGUGUGUGUGUGUGUGUUUAUAUGUGAGAGGGAAAGAGAAGAUGAAGUCAAUGUUUCUAGAAUAAAAUGUGUUAUUUUUAAUG